AGGUAUGCGUAUGCUGGGGAAACUGAAGAUGAUUACGAUGAGGAAGCUCUCUCUCUCACAACUGGAGUGAGGGUAAUGGCCGGAGUGAGGGUUAUUAGUGACUCAGGGACCAUGCUUGAAAGAAAAGAAAAGAAAGGGUCUGCUUCGACAGAGAUUAUAAGUGACCAAAGAGAAGAUCCCGAGGAGGAUAAGCGUGAGUAGUGUCAUCCUCGGCCCCUCAGGAACAACAAUUGGUUUGUAUUUUCAAUUUCAAUUCUCUUACAUCACUUGUAUGCCAUGUACAAAAGUAACGACGGCUGUUGUGAGUCGCGAAAAAUGUAGUUAAACUUGUACAUAUUGAAAUCUAUGUUAGGCUGAAUAUAUUCGGCUGCCACGGACUCUUAUUUCUUUCCCCUAUCCAAGCUUUUAACCUCUGAGGGUUUCAUGUUGUA
Nicotiana tabacum (common tobacco) is the source of this 431-nucleotide messenger RNA. The record is from RefSeq and is a predicted model, not a curated record. Lineage: Eukaryota; Viridiplantae; Streptophyta; Magnoliopsida; Solanales; Solanaceae.